AGGUCCAUCCAAAGGAGCUCAAUAAGAUCAGUGGAAAGCAAUUUUUUCAGAGGACUCAAUCGACUGAAAUAUUUGUGAGUGUUUUAUUUCAUUUUGUCGUAAGUAUUUAGUUAAUCAACUGAUGACACCUUUAUUUACAGAGGCCUGAAAGUCGCUUUCCUGGCAAUUAUAGCUUGAAUUUUCCGAUAACUGAUCCACAUUAGACGCUGACAAUAAUUGAAAGAGGAGAAAACGGUGGCUGGUAUCAUGUGUAACUUGGUAGUAAGAAAACGGGUAUCCCAUUAAUUUUUUCAACUUCCAUGCCUUGUGAUCGCACAACAUGAAACCAAAAAAGAAAAUGACAGUUUUAAGAUUACACCAAAGACGGGCGUUAUCUCAAAGGGGCUGUCUCACGGCUGUCUAUUUCAUUUUGUGUUCUUGGUUUGCAACCACGUGACAAGGCGGCCAUGUUGGGGGCCAAUACAACAAAAAUUGUUUCUCGAAGAAUUUACAUAAAAAUAUAUUUUAUUUUCCAGGGAAGAGAAAUGCUUUUGUUCUUGACCACCAACAUGGCCUCCGUGACGUCACCUUCAAACAAGCAAUUGCCAAUUACACGUCAUUUUUCGCUGUGGGACUUGACGCUAGCGAAGAAAUUACUAGCAAAUGACAAAAAUCUUUGCUUCACUGAGUCAAACAAAGAUCAAACGUGACAAACAGCAAACAUGAACUUUAAGAAACAUUUAAGCUCACGCUGACAUGCAAGUGCUCACCACAACUGAAAUUAAAAGAGAUAUUGAAGUUUUAAUCUUUUUCAAAUUUGCCCAUGCGUGCCUUAUUUUGUAUAUACUGUGUUGUUUAUUGCCUCUUAUUCCUACAAAUGUUUUGAGCGGUUAUUGUUGUGCUUCACUCAGUUUGGUGGCCGCUCUCGAUGUUUGAAUUUCGAUAAAUCUCGUGACACAUCUCCUUUAGUUAUAUAUAUAAGAAAAUAUAUGCUAUAUUUUUUUUUCUAGGAAUCUUGGUCUCAACGACAUAGAAAGGUGGUCUGGUAACCAGUCCCUUAACACGCCUAAUCUUGAACUCUUGGACAUCACAGCAACAAUCAGCUGGGUGCCAGAUGAAAAUAUCCUGGCUCUUCCGAAACUUAAAGAACUUAAAGGAGUUACAUGGUGCAAAUUUUGUCCAAAUUGUACAGUCAUAAAUCCGCGAAAUCUUGUCGAUGAGUCAGAGCGCAAACGAAAGGCUAAACAAUGCCUUGAACAAUUUGACCAAAUGAAGUUCCUCGAAUUUGGAAAGAAGGAUCCGAAAAGGUUUAUAAAGCAUCGGUUUUUACCAGAGUGUAUGUGCGUGAGGCAAUCGGAAUGUGAAUUUCGACACGUUGUGAUGCCAUAUUUCAAGAAGCGAACCUCCUUACCACAAAAGCUUUUCUACUUGGAGUACUUUCUUAGUCCCUUCACCAUCCUUCUGAACAUAAUAGUUAUCCUGAUAGUGUUGGCAUCCCGUUCCCUGCGUAAAACGCCGUCAUUUAUCUUAAUCUGUCAUACGGGAAUUAUCGACUUGCUGAUCGGUAUUUACGCAAUAUGGGUGGCAUACACGAACAUCUCUAACAUCGACGGUAUUUUAGAAGAAAUAAUGUGGACUGGAAAAGAGCUUCAACCUUCCACAGGACCCAUCUUCAUCUCAGGGCAGCUUAUCUCGGUGUCUAUUGCACUGCUUCUUACACUCGAAAGAUACCUCGCCGUUGUUUACUGUAUGGCUCCUUCCAAGCGCAUGACCGCUAAGGGCGCUUACAUCUCUUUGUCAUUUGCGUGGGGCAUAGCAAUUACUUUUGCGAUCUUGCCCAUAUUUGGUGUUGGAGGUCUACAUUACAAUAUCAAACGGGCUUGCACUCCUUUGAGUUAUGACGAACAGUUUGAUUCCGAUUCCUCCUUGAUUCUAGUGACGUCUCUCACUGUCAUACUGCUCUUGUACUCGGCAACUCUUCCCUUGUACAUCCUACUUUUCCGGUUUGUGAAAAAGAGCAGUAACCAGGUCGGUGUCAAGCGAGAGCUGUCGCUUGCAAAAAAGAUCGCCGUUUUGGUUUUCACAAACUUUAUUUUCUUUGCCAUUCCAAUACUCCUGAUCCUUGUGGUAUCAAUUUUUGCCAAUCUCGACAACAACCCCUUCGAUUUUGACGGCGAUGCUUUUAAAAGCACUGUUUUCAAGAUUGCCAUUGGCCAGUGGUUGCCGGUCACGUGUCUGAACAUCAACUCCCUAUUGGAUCCUUUCCUGUAUGCCUUCAGACAUGCGCAUUUCAAGCGGGAGAUCAGACGCAAACUUAACCGUCUCUGGUCCAGCUCGGUCUUUCCUUCUCUGGCCCCCAUGGUUAUGUUCAAUUCCUUUGGAGAUACCACAGCAGAUGCAGCUGACGCACAAACAAGAAAAACGGUGGGAAUUGAAUUCCAGACACAAUGUAACAACACCAACGAAAACAUGCUUAACUCAAGCAACGAGGAAUUGGAGUUCAAUAAAAUAGAAAAGUAA
Messenger RNA from Porites evermanni, 2499 nucleotides. Lineage: Eukaryota; Metazoa; Cnidaria; Anthozoa; Scleractinia; Poritidae. The record is from the annotation of a GenBank genome assembly.